Molecule: messenger RNA, 4435 nt
Organism: Ruditapes philippinarum (Manila clam)
Lineage: Eukaryota; Metazoa; Mollusca; Bivalvia; Venerida; Veneridae
Exons: 17
Coding region: 251-2212 (653 amino acids)
Molecular function (GO): metallopeptidase activity
Source: RefSeq, a predicted model, not a curated record
ACUUUGCAUAUGGAGCAAUGUUUCAUCUGGAUUAAAGUUCCUAAGAUUAGGAGUCAUCAUCAUUGUCAUUCAGAAGUCAGAAAUAGGAUUUACGAAACUGGAUGGAGACUGGCAAUGAAGGAAUCUUCUGAAUGUGAAUUUGUCGUAGAAAGAUCUGUUUCGAAAUUCAACGGGAUUCUAUUCCGCUUAAAACAUAAAAAAUCUAAAUUGACAAAGAAGAUAAACUUGCUAUAAAUGAUCCGCUGGAGAAAUGAAGACUUCGUUAAUAAAUCACAUCUUCCUUGCAAUGGUUUUUGUUAUAAGCUUGAAUCGUCAGUCGUGCAUCGCCAAAACCAUUCCCUAUUCACAAGGAAAUGUAGAGAAGCCAGCAACAGUUCAGGUGAAGGUUGUAGAUACAGAUAAACGACAAAGAAGGUAUAUCGACCAGUUUCCUGACCAAUUAGAUGUUGACGUAUCAACAGAUGAAUUGCAUGAACAUUUUCAAAAUCUAAAAAGAAAUCAUCACGUUCCGCAUAUUAAGUAUGUUCACAUGAUGGAAAAUGGAGCAGUUAAAAAGUUCAGAUUUGAAAGAAAAGAGACAAUGGCAUAUUAUAUUGAUGUUGAGCAUGUUGCCGCUUUUGAAGUUUCUUUAGCAUCAGAGGGAUCUGAAGAUUUUGAUAUUUACGGAACGUUCGUAUCCAAACAACAUAAAUAUUUGGUACAACCACCGAGGGAUAACCGAAGUACUUACACAGUAUCGCUAAUGGAAGAAAAGCUGCCAACAUCGAUUGAUUAUAUUAAAUUGUCAGACACAGACGCUAAAAUAACUGAAGGAAAGAUGCAGAAUCGCUCAGAGCAGACAAUAAAUACCAGAGAAAAGCGACAGACGACCGACUACGAGAUGGAAAUUUUCUUCGUGAUUGACUUUGGACUUUACAAAUGGACAUAUGCUUUGACUGAAGGAGAAAACGACAGACACACUGCCACAGUUAAUAAACUGUUACAAUUCACCUCUUUUAUGUUAAACGAGGUGGAUCUACAAUAUCAACUAAUGACAGACUACUCGUAUACAAUUUCCUGUCUUUUUGCUGGAAUUUUCAUAGCUGAUGAUCCAAGCGAUUCGCGGUUUGUUGAAGAUCAUGUCAUCAACGAUGCCGGAGAAGCAGAUGGUGACAAGAUGCUAUAUGAUUUCAGGAAAUGGGGAGAGUCUUCAUUACGUCGUUUUAAUUAUGACCAUGCUGCUUUGCUUACAGGGCGCGAUAUCGGAUAUAUACAAGAUGGUAAAUUUCAUAAAGGACUAUUAGGUGUUGCAUAUGUACCGUCGAUUCCUUCAAACGGUGAACUGGGUUCUCUCGCAGUUUGUGGAGUUUAUGCAUAUUCUAUCAAUGAAAUGACAGCAUUCAAACCGUCGAUGGGAACUACUAUCACACAUGAGAUUGGACAUAACUCUAGAAACUGUAUGACUGCAAGAACAGCGACAGGCAAUGAUGACAUUGACCCUUAUGCAAACGACCUUGCAGGUCAAGUUUACAACCCUGACACCCAAUGUGAGAUGAUGGUAGGAAAAGGAUCGUUUUUGAACAGGAACAAAUACAAGAGUGAUUUUUCAACAAUAUGUAGCGUAUUGUUUUGCGCUAUACAAGGCAGAGACGGUUCAGCAAUUACCAAAAUUCCAUGGUAUGGUACCACAUGUGGAAAUGGCAAGAUGUGUCAAUUAGGGCACUGCGUCGAAUCUCCCCUAGCACCAACAGUCGCUGAUGAAGCGUGUCCAUUUGGAGAUACCCCUGACAUUGUCCCGCACAAAACAUCUGGUUGUUCCGAUGUUCUUGGAUCUCCUGCAACAACUUACAAUUGUUACCAUGAAGCGAUCAGGAAACACUGCUGUGGUACUUGUGAAGCUAUAAAGAAAACUAACAGGGCGUAUGUAGAUUGUGACUAUGGAGAUAAACAGUCAUAUUGUGUAGGAAUGUCAUUACAACAGUGUCGAAAUAACCUUGAAACUUGCUGUAAAACAUGUCAAGAUAUACGAUUAGAUAUUCCAGAUUGUCCUUGGGGUGAUGAAUAUACUGACUGUACUCAGAGUCAUUGCACAAACGAUACUGCGAAAUGUUGCCAAACCUGUACCCCAACUACUACACCCUCCGCUAAAUCUAGCCGAGUGCAAGUUAGCCCCGCGUUAUUGUUCUGUUUGUUUUUAUAUCAAUUUUAUUCAGGCAUUAUGUCGAUAUGUUGAUAUAUUUAUUUUAAUUGUACUGGGGUAAAAAUUAUGCAUUAAGUUAAACUAUCGGUACCUUUUUAAUGCAUUUUUCGCAGAAACUUUCACCGUGCAACAUGCCGAUACUUUACUUUCUUUCAUUUUUUAUUGUUACUUCACUUUCAGUUGUCAUGCAACGUUUAAUACAGAUCUAUCCAAGAAAGGGACAUGGACAUAAUUCGAUUAAAUUUUAAAUCAUUUCACUUAAUCGACGAUAUAAUAUAAUAUUUCUCAUAGAAUUUUAGCAAAUUUUGUCAGUUUUUAGUUAAUUCCAAAAGAAAAGUUUUUAAAAAGAGCACUUUAAUUAAAAAGGUUAAAAAGUAGAAGAGUGAACGUCGUUGUGUGACUAAAAUUGCUUAAAGAUCUAAAGAAAAGUCACAUAAGUAUAAGUACAUCUGUCUUUUUGUACAUCUGUCACAAAUCUUUUCUGGACAACUUUUUGAAAACUACUAAUGGGAUUUCAUUCAAACUUUACAGGAAUAAUUAGUAUCAAAUCUAGUUGUGCAUAUUAUCUGCAUUUUCUAGUUCAGUGAAUUUUGCAAGAGCUAUGGCCCUUUAAUGAUUUUUAGCUCGACUGUUGGAAGAAUAUGCUAUUGCAGUCGCCACGGCAUCCAUGUCCGAGUCUCUGCGUUGGUUAAAGUUUUUUGUAAAGUCAAAUAUCUCGAUUAUUACUUGAGAUAUUCAAUUGAAACUUACAAUACUUAUUUAUAGUAUCACUGUUUCAGUUUGCAAAAUAUCAUAACUCUGCCUGCAAUAUUUGCAGAAUUAUGCCCAUUUGAAACUUACAAAUUUUGGUUAAAGGUCUAUCAUAGAUAAUUUACUUAAAACUUGACACAUGUACUUAGGGUCAUAAUUCAAGGUCACAUCUCAAGAUCCAUUACUCUGCCAUGUAUAUUGACUGAAUUAUGCUUCUUUUUGUACUAAAGCGAUCUCCUUUUCUUGGUUAAGAUUUACAUGCAAGUUUUGCAAAUCUCUGAAACUAUUAAAGAUACAAACUUGAAACUUCAUAUGUAUAUUUCUGGUCAUAAAUGAUUAUCACUGAACAGCACUCAUAUCUGUGUCAUGUAUUUAGGCUGAUGUAUCUCCCCGUUUCUAAUUACAAGGUAAAAGCUGAUAAAAUGAGUUCAUAUUAGAUAGUCUGGACUAUACCUUUGCAAUUCGUUGUAGAAUGUUGAAAAAUAUCUAUACAUUUACAGUUUACACUCUGUCGGUUUUCAAAUUGUAUGUAAUAGAAAUACAAGCAUGUGGGCUAGACAGUCUUGGAAGACAUGUUAAGUUUGUGUACCACCUCCAACUUUUUCUUUUACCAUCUCAAAUUUUUCUCUAAGUCCUUUUAGAUACUGCUGUGAAACUUUGCACACUUGUUCAACAUAACGAAUUCAACCUGUUGGCAGGAGGUGGUAACUAUAUAAAGCAUUUAGUCAAAAUUAUGCCUCUUUUGUUCUUAAAAACAUGUUCAAGUUUGUAUACCACCUCAAAUAUUUUCUUAGUCCUUAGACAUAUUGCUUUGAAACUGCAGACUUGAUCACCAUCAUGACUCCAACCACAAGACAUGAACUGGUAAUUCUGUCGAGCAUUUUGUCAAGCUAAUGGCCCUUUUUCAAGUUAGUCUUGUAUUUUACCAUCAACCACUGAGAAAAGUCGAGCAUGCAUUUGGUGGACUUGUUCAUUAAAUUGGAUCAACGUCUAUACAGUAUAAACAAAGUACUAAAGUUUCCUUUGUGUGCAGAUCCAUCUAUCCAUUUCUUUUUUUUCAAACAAUCUUUUCUGUAAAACAAUAAAUUAAGGCGCCAUAUAAGGAUUUUUCAGUUUUCCUUAUACAGAAAUAGAAGAAUGUUUUUGAAUAAAACUACUUGCCCGAUUUUGACUAAAGUUCUUAGACUUCUCAGAUAUUUCUGAUUUUUCAUUGAAUAAGUUGACCACUGUGUAAAGUCACUGAAAUUUCUAUAUUUAGAUUUGAAAUGGAUGAGUUAUCUACACCUAACAUGUCCCAGUUGUUAGUAAAACUUUUUUCUUUUUAAGUGAUCUCUCAAUAAUUUGUUAAUUGACAGAGUUUCAUGGAAAAAGUUACUGAACUAUGUUUUUACACUUGAAAAAUCAGUGAGACUUGUGUUAUGAAGAAUGAUGUGGUAGUUAUUACAAGUAUUGUUUGCAGUCAUUCUGUACUGAAUAAUAAAACACGGAAAUAAAAUUUGAAAACUU